AUGGCCAAAUCUAGGUCUGACUCCAGCAGCGGAGAUUCGUCUUUACGCAAACGAAAAGCACACAAGAAAUCGAGAUUAGGGUGUCGAAACUGCAAGCUGCGCAGGGUCAAAUGCGACGAAAAGAGGCCCAUGUGUGAAAAAUGUCUGGAAUUCGGUGUUACCUGCAAUUAUGAUCCCAAUAUUCCUGAUCUCCAGCCACGGCCAGGAGCUGCCAAGGUCAUUUGCAUGGAUACCACAAUUCAUAAGUCUCCUCUCUCGUCAGCCAAUAAGCCUAAGUUGGACAUGAUAAAUAUCUCCCUUCGAGAAGACAGAACCGUGCCUGUGGGCAAGUACGGGCCAAUGCGCUUUGAUUUUUCCGACCUGGACCGGCUCGAGAAAUUUCAUACGAGGACCAUUCUCACCAUCGGGACUAAGAACUCCUCUCGUAUUCUUCGAAGGGAAUUGGCCCAACUCUCUUGCUCGCAUCGGUUCCUGAUGCACCUUGUCCAAUCAGUAACUGCCUCGCACGACCGAUUCCUGUCCGGAUCGGCCAUUUCGAAACCCACUCCAGUCGAAAUGUACCACAUGAGCCAAGGCAUAUCGAUGUUCCAUACCAAGCUCUCUCGACCAGUCGUGGACGAGGACCGUGAUGCCUUAUUUGUCGCUGCCUCCCUUCUUGGCAUCAUCACAUUCUUUACCUUGGAAGCAGAGUCUAUCGAGGACGUUUGGCCCCUCAAAGACGACGAUUUGAGCUGGCUCCACCUGAGCGAUGGCAAAAAGGCCGUGUGGCAUGUCACAGACCCUUUGCGCAAAGAUAGCAUCUGGCGACCUGUUGCCGACGCAUACGCGCAAAAGUUGUGGCCCACGCCGAUGAUUCGUCAGCCAUCAUCCCCUUCAGUGUUCGAUCAUCUCUUAAGUGAUGACGACUCGAUAUCCUUGGCGGCGGUCAAUCCGUAUCACAACACCGUCAAGAAUUUUAUACCGUUGCUUGAUAUGGAAUGUGAUGAUACCACGUGGGUGAGAUUCCUCGAUUUCAUCUGUCACACCGACCCCCCCUUCAAGGUGUUGCUCCUGCGCAAGGAUCCCUGGGCUAUGCUCAUGCUAGCGUACUGGUAUAUGAAGAUGUGCCGAGGUCCCUGGUGGGUUACACCUCGUGCCAUCUUUCAGGGCAAGGCCAUCUGUAUGUAUAUCGAACGGUACCAUGCCGACGAUAGUGCUCUUCAGGGGGCCGUUAUCACCCCAAAGAGGGAGCUUGAAGCCGCGCUCAAGGAAGGCUGGGCUGGGUUUUGA
Rhinocladiella mackenziei CBS 650.93 is the source of this 1269-nucleotide messenger RNA. RefSeq lists its product as uncharacterized. NCBI's taxonomy places the organism in Eukaryota, Fungi, Ascomycota, Eurotiomycetes, Chaetothyriales, Herpotrichiellaceae. The record is from RefSeq and is a predicted model, not a curated record. Gene Ontology annotation, molecular function: DNA-binding transcription factor activity, RNA polymerase II-specific; zinc ion binding. The transcript has a single exon. Bases 1 to 1269 code for a protein of 422 amino acids. Gene Ontology annotation, biological process: regulation of transcription by RNA polymerase II.